This is a messenger RNA of Cottoperca gobio, 2264 nucleotides long. RefSeq names its product phospholipase B domain containing 2 (gene plbd2). NCBI's taxonomy places the organism in Eukaryota, Metazoa, Chordata, Actinopteri, Perciformes, Bovichtidae. The coding region runs from base 65 to 1756 and encodes 563 amino acids. Gene Ontology annotation, molecular function: glycerophospholipase activity. Gene Ontology annotation, cellular component: extracellular region. The transcript is spliced from 12 exons. The record is from RefSeq and is a predicted model, not a curated record. Gene Ontology annotation, biological process: phospholipid catabolic process.
GAAAAGUGGAAAUUGUGUCAGGUGACUGGUUUCCCGCGUUGUCACGUGACUCGUUCAUGUAAACAUGGCGUCCAGGCAAAACAAGGCGUUUGCAGUUCUUAGUUUUAACACUGUUUUAGUGGGUUUAUUCGGUUUGUGUUUUAUGUGUGCGUCUGUUCGAGCUGAAAUACGAACUGCAGUUAUUGACAAACAAACUGGACAGCUGUCUUUUUUUGAGGGAUAUCGAGAAGAUUUUGUGGCUUGGGCAAACUUCACUGAUGACAUUAACACAUCAGGAUGGUCUUUCUUGGAGAUCACUACCAGCAGUCAGUACAAUGACAGUAUGCAGGCUUAUGCUGCCGGUGCAGUGGAGGGUGCUGUCACAUCUCAGUUACUGUAUAAGCACUGGAUGAACACUCUGAUGGGUUACUGUGGGCCCUUCACGUCUGAAACGGCUUACUGCGAGCGCCUUAAAGCUUUCAUCACAACUAAUCUGCAGUGGGUUCAGGAUCAAACGGAGAAGCAGCCCAGUUCACCCUACUGGUACCAGGUGCGUCUGGCACUACUGCAGCUCAAAGGUCUGGAGGACGGCUUCAAUGACGAGCUGUCAUUUCCAUUAGGGUCGUUGUCCUUCAACCCAUUUGGCUUCCUACUUUUCCAAAUGGGCGGGGAUCUGGAGGACUUGGAAUCGGCUCUGAACAAAUCCAGCCAAACUCAACCUCUUGGAUCUGGCUCCUGUUCUGCUCUCAUUAAGCUGCUGCCAAACAACAAGGAGCUGCUGGUGUCACAUGACACCUGGAACACCUACCAGGCCAUGUUGCGCAUCAUGAAGAAAUACAUGUUUGCCUUUAGAGUUUCUCCUUCAGACGAGGAUCUUCUUCCUGGAGGAACUCAGGCGUUCUCCUCUUAUCCUGGUUCAAUCUUCUCUGGAGAUGACUUUUAUAUCCUAAGUAGUGGCUUGGUUACCUUGGAAACCACCAUUGGCAACAGUAACCCCGCUCUCUGGAAGUUUGUGCAGCCGACAGGGUCCGUCAUGGAGUGGCUGAGGAACAUUGUGGCUAAUCGACUGGCUGCUACAGGCAAAGAGUGGGCUGAGAUAUUCAGCAAGUACAACAGUGGAACGUAUAACAACCAGUGGAUGAUUGUGGACUAUAACCGCUUCACUCCAGGAAAGACUGACAUUAAAGAAGAGCUCUUUGUUGUGCUGGAGCAGAUUCCGGGACUAGUUGUUAUCGAAGAUAAAACUCAGGAACUGCUGCAGAAAGGGUACUGGGCAAGUUACAACAUACCGUACUACGAAGAAAUAUUCAAUGCAAGUGGCUGCAAUGAGCUGGUUGAGAAGUACGGCCCGUGGUUCUCUCUGGACCAGAAUCCUCGGGCUCAGAUAUUCAGGAGAAACCAGACAGCUGUCACAGAUGUGGACUCAAUGGUCCGCCUCAUGAGGUAUAAUAACUUUAAGAAAGACCCAUUGUCAAAGUGUGAAGGCUGUAAUCCACCUGCGAAUGGAGAGAAUGCUAUUUCAGCACGUUCAGACCUGAACCCAGCUAAUGGGACAUAUCCGUUUGGCGCCUUAAGGCAGAGGUCACAUGGAGGAACAGACAUGAAGAUGACCUCCUAUGGGAUGUUUCGGGACUAUGGUAUGCUGGCAGUGAGUGGGCCAACAUGGGACCAGGUGCCACCCUUCCAGUGGAGCACCUCCCCUUACAAAGACCUGAUGCACAUGGGUCACCCUGAUACUUGGGCAUUCAAGCCUAUAAAAGUCACCUGGACUCCUUAAUUUGUAUUACGCUGAAUACACAAGUCGCAUGAUCAAUAAAAGUACUGGCAGCUGUUUGAAGCUUUGACAAAGGGAAAUGAUACUUUGAUUCAGUGUGACUUGACUAUGAAUACAAUAUUCAUGUUAUUGAGUCAAUAAUAUUCAGGAAAUACUGCAGUAUUACAGCAUUGCAUAAUUAAAGCACACAAGGUAAAAGAAAGCUUUACAUGUGAGGCAAUAUGAACAACAACUUCACAACCUUGCUGUUAUAAAGUGGAAGCUUCUACAUUUAGAUUAUAGCCUAUCUGAUUUCCAUGUUUUGUUAGCAAUCCUGAUGAUUGUAAAAUGGUUCCACAAGACUAAACUUUUCUUUGGAGAAAUCACUAAGUUCCAUUAUUGAUACAGAUGCAAAAGUUAUGUCAUUGUAAAGGCAAAUGUCUUGAUGAGUUUGUAUUUGUUUAAUAAUUCUGAUAUGAUGCAUUAGUUAUUAUUUAAAAAUAUAUUUUCCAAAUAAACUGCACAAAUCGUU